Messenger RNA from Branchiostoma floridae (Florida lancelet), 6539 nucleotides. RefSeq names its product von Willebrand factor D and EGF domain-containing protein-like. The record is from RefSeq and is a predicted model, not a curated record. The transcript has 25 exons. Lineage: Eukaryota; Metazoa; Chordata; Leptocardii; Amphioxiformes; Branchiostomatidae. Bases 104 to 5131 code for a protein of 1675 amino acids. Gene Ontology annotation, molecular function: calcium ion binding.
UCUGGAAAGCGCACUUGAUCUAGCGCACAGCGAAUUCUCAACGGUAGCCACUUCCGAGCGGAGGUGGCUCUUUACGAAUCAAGACAGCACUUGUAGUUGAACCAUGUUGUCGUUAGUGGUAGCAGUUUUCAUCAUCCUCGCUGCUUCGCAGUCAGGGACUGCACAAGAACCCUGUGGCUGCACUGGCUACACGACACUCAGUGAACCGCACCGCAGCACUGCGUACGUUCCCACUAGAAGUGAGCCACUUCUCUGUGACGACCUUCUGCCAGAGGGCUGCUAUCGAUUCACCCACCGCCCGGACAUAAAAAUUCCAGAGGCCUGCGUGGAGCCAAAUCACUGCGGUACCUUGGCACCAGUGUGGUUGGAUGGCGCGCAUCCCACCGACGACACAUAUGUCACUCGCUUUGGCUGUAUCAAUCAGGGUAUUCCUGGCGACUGUUGCACGGACGAAGUGGAUAUCGGAAUCAAGAAGUGCACAGACGAAGAUGGAGCCACAUUCUACGUGUACCGUCUCACCCCCACUCCUGGAUGUGACAUAGCCUACUGCGGAGGUGACUAUGUGACGUGCGAAGCUGGUAAGAUAUGGAGCACUUUCUAUGAGGAAUGUGUAGAUGAUGUCCCGACUAUGGACAACCCUGUCCUCCAUCCACCUGAACUUGAUCUUGACUUGUUUAAGGUCACCUUCACGUGUCAAGUCAAAUACGACAAGCAAGAAGACGACGGAGCAAGAUUUGCUGUCAAGUUCCUUUUCGAUGACACUGAAUACGACGAAGUGAACAAUACGACGGAGUCGUCUCUAACCCCGGCCAAAAAGACGAUUGAAUUGGAUGCUAAAUUCCUCGGUGAUUUCAAGAUAGAGAAGAAAAAAGUUGUCAAAGAGGACUACUGGGACUCAAAGAUGGGAAAGACGGUUUCCUGUGUCGUACAAUCGUAUUGGAAAGGCACACCGGAGCAAAAGAGCAAAGAGAUGCAGAGUAACGGAUACUGGGCAGGAAUUGUGGCUGAAAAGACUCGGGUGAAUCUUUUCGAGGGUGCCAACACCAAAGAAUACUUGAAUUUGUACGCGACUGUCCCCUUUGUGUGCAGUACCUUCGAAAAUCAACAUUCUAAUUGCAAAAUCCGCAUUAACCUUGUGGUAGAUCAGGACGCCAGCGUGGUAGAAGAAUGUGGCAUAGACAUUAAAGCCAAGAGCUGGGAUCCACAAACAAAGCGUGCUUACGCCAACGAAAAACGUAUCUUAGCCGUCCAGGACUUAAAAGAUGACGGAGACCACAUUCUUGCACUGGAGUUCGGCACUAUCAAAAUGAUUAACUUUCACCAUCCUCAUGAUGAACACGCUGAAACUCAGUACGGCGAGUUAGUCCCACACAUCUAUAAUGGGUACGCACCUGAGAGUAUUCAGGUCGUAACAGUGGAUUCUUCAACCGGUCACUGCAAAGGGGUGACGGACCCGCACUACACCACAUUUGACGGCAGAUACUAUACCCACUAUCUGGUUGGACAGUUUGUCUUCAGCAGAACCACAGAGAGGAACUUUGAGGUUCAGGUGCGGACCUUUGUUUGUGGAGCAUGGAAGGCUUCCUGCCACUGUGGAGUUGCUGUUCGGGAAGGGGAUGACGUCAUCAUGAUCGACCUCUGUCACACGGAAUGGGGAGACCACUACGGAACGUACCCCAAGAUCACAGAGAAGACUGCAGACGGGCAGGCGCUUUCUCCGGGCGUUGCAGUCUACAGAAGUCCGAACGGAAAGUCAUUUUCGAUCCACAUGCCAUCCGGGACAACAGUCAGAGCCAAUAUCAACUACUGGGGACUAGAUGUCCACCUUACCGCUCUUGGUCUUGACAAGGGGAAAACUGAAGGUCUAUGUGGUGACUGGGAUGGAAGUCACAACAAUGAUUUUAAAAUGCAGAAUGGAACGACCACCGCCGACAGAAACACAUUUGCUCGGGACUGGAAGGUGCCAGAAGGAGAGAGUCUUUUUGAGACAACACCAGAUCCUGUCACAGAUGAAACAGACGACGUGUCAUACUGCAUUUGCUCGCCGGGAAAGAAUAUCGACUGCAGUCCAACAAACAAUGCAGAGAAGAACACCUUAAAAGACACCAACGUAAACGUAACACCAGACAAACAAGCCGGGAACGAUGCAAGGAGGAGGAGAAAGAGAGCCAUUGACGAAUCACAGUUUUACAGCGACGAUGUUGAUGAGAGCGCCGACUACAACUUUAACUUUGGAGACGACCAUGAGCCACCGGAGCCGCAGUGGCCGACACCGACACUGCAGAUCACCGAAACACAAGCCAGAGCACACUGCAUGGAAACCAUUGCAAAUUCAAGCAUAGCUGACGCCUGUGGUGGAAUCGGGGUGGACAUUUUCGCCCCUGUGGAAGGCUGCGUACAAGACAUUCAGUUUACCGAAGACCUGGAUGUUGCCAAAGAUGCGUUGGAAGUGAUGAAAGCUGACUGCAUCACCGUUGCCUAUCAAAACGUCAGCUUGUAUGAAGAGGGCGAAAACAACACCAUGGUGCCACCAGUUGCAGUACAGCAAAAUCUGUGCCCGAACGAAUGCAGUAACAAGGGAGACUGCGUUAACGGUUCGUGUGUCUGCCACAACGGGUUCACCUCCGACGACUGCUCGCUAGUGGAAGGCGCCCCACCAACGGCCUGGUUCAUCCCUAACGAUGGCAAAUGUGACAUUCGGCUUCGGCCUUGUCGGAAAAUAAGUUUGAUCGCCGACGGGCUUAUAGAAUCAGAGAACCUAACUUGCCGUGUGAGACAAGUGAAGAUGGUCCAAGGAGUACAGAACGGAGAGCCCUACGAUGCUGCACGUACAUCGGCGACACUGAAGAGCUUCCGAGAAGUCAAGUGUGAUCUGCCGCUGUCUCCUGUCUGGCAAGGAACUCCUGACGAGACGGAAGGCGCGGUGACUCAUGGGAUGCUCGUCUCUGUGAGCAACGAUGGUGUGGAAUUCAGCGAGGAGAGACUGGUCACCAUCUAUGACAGCGCGUGUCAGGACUGCACAUCAGGUUCCGUCUGCUUCUGGAAGGAAAACACAUGUAAGAUUCGAGGAUUCUGCUUCGAGGAAGGGGACAGUAAUCCAAAUAACUGGUGUUUCGAGUGCCUUCCAGGGAGAGCUAACUCGACCUUCAGCGAGCGUUUGGUAAACCUGCCACCCGUUGUAACGCCACAAAUUGACGUAAUGAAGAUUUCGGAUGAAGAUUUGACCAUGACCAUCGAGGCAACGGAUCCUGAGAACAGGCCUGUUUCUUUCCUCUUCACAUCUGACGACAGCCAUGGUGUUGACCUUCAACCUGGUGGACAGCUGACGUGGAACGAGGGUACAGAAUCCAGCGAGUUUUCUCUCGAUGUCGAAGUGAGAGACGAGUGCGGAGCUACUUCCACUACAAGCCUCAGAUUUACCACCAUAGAGUGUCCAUGUCAAAAUGGCGGCGUGUGUAGACCCGAUCCCAGCAUGCCACGCGGUCAAGGCCAUUACGUCUGCCAAUGUCCCGGAUUCACAGGGUCUUAUUGUGAAGAAGAGAUCGACGAAUGUGACUCAAGUCCAUGCAAUAACGGUACAUGUCAGGACUUGGUGAACGGGCUUCGCUGCGUCUGCGAUGACCUUCACAUGGGGACACUAUGCGACGUUGGCAUCGAUGACUACUGUGGCCUGGACCCCUGUUUCCCAGAGGUCACGUGCACCAACAACGUUGACGGUUUCCACGUGUGCGGUGACUGCCCGAAUGGAUACGCUGGGGAUGGAGAGACAUGUAAUGAUAUCGACGAAUGUGCUUCUGGAAGUACCCAUGACUGUGAGUUUGUCUGCUACAACGUUCCUGGCAGGUUCUACUGCGGCUGUACGGAAGGCUACUUGUUGUUGGCAGGGGAAUGUUUUGACGACGACGAAUGCGAGUCAGGGCGAGCAGAAUGCUCCGAUACCUGCAUCAACACAGAGGGAAGCUAUGAAUGCAGCUGCCCAGAUGGUUAUAGUCUUGGGUCUGACGGAAGGACGUGCACGGGUAUUUUCAUUUACUUCAGAUUCACCACAAAUCAAGAAAACAACGAGUGUGAGAGUAGUCCCUGUGAAAAUGGAGGUACCUGCAACGACCACGUUAACAGCUUCACCUGUACUUGUCCUGUCGGGUGGCUUGGAGCAACAUGUGAGGAAGAUAUUGACGAAUGCAUCGUCAUUAACCAUGGCUGUGAACAGCUGUGUUUGAACACUGAGGGCAGCUACACGUGUUGGUGUCCGGCCGGGUACCAGCUGAGUGGAGACAACAGGAAUUGUGAAGAACAAGAUGAAGUCACUACUCCAGUAACUACUUUGACGACGACGACUGUAACUGAUCGCCCCGCCGUAUGCGAGGACAACACCUGUCCUGACGUUAAUGCCAACUGCAUUGAAGAUAACGACGGUUACACCUGCAAGUGCAAGUCUGGGUAUUACAGUACAGGGUCUGGAGGUCGCAACAUGUGCAGAGAACUGAAUGCUUAUGAAGCUCGGCUGACGGUGACUCAUGUCAAUGGAGACGAAGUCUUCUUCACAUCCUCCGGCCUAGGGGAUCCUGACUCCGACGUGUUCGGUGAGACUGCCACUGUUGUCGAAGCCUUGAUAACUGAAGCUUUCUCGGCGGGUUCCCUUGAAAGAAUGUACAAGGGGUGCGACGUGAAAGCCUUCGAGUACGGAAGUGUCAUCGUAGUCUUCGACAUCUACCUGACGGAAGAAUCCAUUGCCAAGGACAGAAUAACCACAGCCUUUGCUCAAGCUCUCCAGGGCAACAUUCUUGGCACGAACCAGACCCUAACUGUCGUUCCUUCAUCCUUCCAAGUCCAGGAAAAAGUUGAAUCUGCGAGUGGGCCCUGGUACAACCAGCCUUUGUAUGUAGCACUGCUCUGUGUUGGAUGUGUGUUGGUAGUAGUGGUGGCCUGUACGCUAACGGUCUUUUGCUGCAAACGCGGGAAGAUGAAUCGCAGCAAACCGGUGUCCGUCUACAACACAGGAGAAAGUAGCCACGACAAUGGUGGAAACAUGAACGCAUCGCCGCGUCCGAUCGAACUUAAUUUCUUCGUUACGGAUAACAGUGAUAGGGCAGUGAACAGGUCCCCCACAUCUCUUGUCAAGAUGGAAUAAGAUUGUAUUGAAGUUCACACAGAUACCGUAUAUUAGAUCUGAUACCGACAAGUUUGCUGUUUCUUUUUCAUUGAACAGAUCACAUGUACCAGUCAUGACUUCUGACUGGAAUAUAUAAUCAGGAAAGUGACUACUCAAGGAAAAACGCUACAAGUGUAAACAAGGACCUUAGAUUCUUACCACGCAUUUCUCAACUCCAUAGAGCUGAAGUCGGACAAUGACAAACUAUACUGAAUUCAAAUUGACAACGAAAUGUGACAUCAGCACAGAAAUAAUGAAAAACACUAACUAUCAUAAUUCCACCGGGUGCCAUGAUACCGCCACAUCAAACGACAGGCAUUCUCAAGAUUGUCUUGAACACCUCUGAAGUGUAUAAUAUUAUACCACAGGAUUAUCUCAUGUCGUGAUAUUAUGGCAUCUGGUGGAAUUAUGACAGUUGAUGUUAUAUGGAAACACACUUCUUUUUAGCAACAACCAUCAUGCCAUGUGUAUAUCCAUUGGUUGAAUUUACAGAAUGAAAACAUCUGAACUUGUAAAAUGAUGUGAUGUGAUCAUGAGUUUCUCCACAGUGACUUUAUGAAUCGUGGUUGUUUUGGGAUUUUUCUGUGUUAAUAAUACGUAAACUCGGUUAGUUGGUUGUGAUGUAAGUUAUGUCAUAAAUAUCGGAUUGCCACCAAGACCUGAUAUUUAGAUGGAUUGCGGCAUUUUCAUGUACAAUGCUUUAUGAGUUAAUGUUUCUAUAAUUAGGUGAUACACAUUGGGGUGUCAGGGUAUAGAUCCAAAUCGGGGAAUUUUUAAGAUACACUCUUAAAAGACAGAAUUUGUCAACUUUAAUUCAUGUCACUUCCGAUCAAUGUAUUGAAAUUUGAAACAUUUCUACAAGAUUUAUGAAUGUGAUACCACCAAAACAAAUAACUGGAAUUCUGAUUGGAGCCACUGUUGACAGAGACUCCAAUCGGGAUCCCUACCGGUAGAUUCGACGAUUUUGCCAGAUCCCAAUCUCUACCCUGACAAAUAUUUUUGUACAAUUACCAUAAUUUUAUUAUUUUGUUUACAAAAUGACGAGAUUUUAUUAGCGUAGUUGUGUUUUUUAGCCAACCUCAACUACAACGGAAAGCGACACAUAUCACAACUUGCUUUUCAGCUUUCAUGUGACUCAACAUAUCACUUUAAAUCGAAUUCUAGUAAGAUAGUUUGACAAAAUGUAUUCAUACACAAUCUAUUCAUCAGUCAUGUAUCUUGUCUCAACAUAUAGCGAGGGUGAUUUAAAGAGAUUAGAUGAUGACAUAUCAAAUCAUGUUGUGAAGUAUUGUCAUCUUUGCUGUAUACUAGACGCUUAAACACCGAAGUCAAGUGGUCUUCUUUAAGCUAAAUUUACUGUAUUUUGCCGGGAUUUUCCGUCGUGUGU